UGGAGGUCGGUGACGUCAUCUUCCUGCUGCUCGGGCUGAAGCGCAAGAGGGAGAUUCGAAAGCGUCGCGCCCGAUCAGGCUUUAAUAACCUCUUAGUGCCAGCAGGACGAUUUUGAAAACGCGAAUCUGAGAGCCAACUCCCGUUGUCAUUGGCCACCUUCACAAUGGCAAGCGCAAAUAAGACUCCACCUGGUGCUGAUCCAAAGCAGCUAGAAAGAACUGGAACUGUCCGAGAAAUAGGAUCACAGGCUGUGUGGUCUUUAUCAUCAUGUAAACCAGGUUUCGGUGUUGACCAGCUACGUGAUGAUAACUUGGAAACCUAUUGGCAGUCUGAUGGAUCACAACCUCAUCUUGUCAACAUCCAGUUUAGGAGAAAAACCACAGUGAAGAUGCUCUGCAUUUAUGCCGAUUAUAAAUCCGAUGAAAGCUACACACCCAGCAAGAUCUCGGUCAGAGUGGGGAAUAAUUUUCACAAUCUUCAGGAAGUAAGGCAACUCGAACUGGUAGAACCCAGCGGUUGGAUUCAUAUACCCCUUCUGGAUCUUCUCAACAACCCCAUUCGAACCUUCAUGAUCCAGAUUGCCGUCCUGGCAAACCAUCAAAACGGAAGAGACACACACAUGAGACAAAUUAAAGUCUACACACCAGUGGAAGAGAGCUCAAUCGGCAAAUACCCAAGGUGCACCACUGUGGAUUUUAUGAUGUACCGUACGAUCAGAUGAUAAUCCCAUUUGCUCAUUUUUAUGUUUUGCCUUGAAAAUGCCGGAUUGGGUGCAGUUUUAUAGGAGAACGGAAAGCCAUCGUCCUCCUUACUGGAUGGACAUAUAAAAGUUGUCAAAAGAGAAAUGUCACCAGAUUGAAGUUACACUGCCCUGUUCAAAAUUGUUUUUUGGUUCAAGCGUUUUAUAUUGGAUCUCUUCUGUAAAAACCCACUGCUUUGCUCCAGGUGUAUGUGUUUUGUUUUUUAUUUUUUUUUUUAAUUAAUAUUAUUUUUUUUUUGUACAGUUUGUCAUUCUUUGUAAAAUACACCCUAACACUUAUUUGAAGCUCUUUGGAAUUCGUCAGCUCAUUUUUAAAUUAAAAGGUUACAUGCUAAA
Messenger RNA from Polypterus senegalus (gray bichir), 1097 nucleotides. RefSeq names its product anaphase promoting complex subunit 10 (gene anapc10). The coding region runs from base 165 to 722 and encodes 185 amino acids. Gene Ontology annotation, cellular component: anaphase-promoting complex. NCBI's taxonomy places the organism in Eukaryota, Metazoa, Chordata, Cladistia, Polypteriformes, Polypteridae. Gene Ontology annotation, biological process: protein K11-linked ubiquitination; anaphase-promoting complex-dependent catabolic process. The record is from RefSeq and is a predicted model, not a curated record. The transcript is spliced from 5 exons.